This is a messenger RNA of Chrysoperla carnea, 2243 nucleotides long. RefSeq names its product protein O-mannosyl-transferase 2 (gene twisted). Gene Ontology annotation, molecular function: dolichyl-phosphate-mannose-protein mannosyltransferase activity. Lineage: Eukaryota; Metazoa; Arthropoda; Insecta; Neuroptera; Chrysopidae. The transcript has 14 exons. Gene Ontology annotation, biological process: protein O-linked glycosylation via mannose. The record is from RefSeq and is a predicted model, not a curated record. The coding region runs from base 126 to 2243 and encodes 705 amino acids. Gene Ontology annotation, cellular component: endoplasmic reticulum; membrane.
AACGGUACCAAGAUAAACUGUCUUAGUGCUUACAGACAACAAACUGACAUUUAAUUUUUGUUUUUAUAAAAUAUUUACUUUUUAGCCAAUAAUUUAAAUGUUGGAAAUAAUUUUUAUAUUCAAAAAUGUCCGUGGCAAAAGAUAAUCAAAAACCAUCCUCACAUUCUAAUUCGUUAUGGUGGUUAACAUUUAUAAUUAUUGUUUCAAUUACUUUUGCGACCCGAUUUUAUAAAGUCACUGAACCUGAUCAUGUUUGCUGGGAUGAAACGCAUUUUGGUAAAAUGGGUAGCUGGUACAUCAAUAGAACAUUUUUCUUCGAUGUCCAUCCACCAUUAGGAAAAAUGUUAAUUGCCUUAUCUGGAUAUUUAACGGGGUAUGAUGGAAAAUUUGCUUUUGAUAAACCGGGUGAUAAAUAUGAAGACACAAAUUAUGUUGGAAUGAGAGUUUUUUGUACUGCUUUAGGAGCUAGUAUUGUUCCUAUGGCAUACUUAAUUGUUUGGGAAUGUACACAAUCCAUAUCAUCAGCGUUUUUUGCGGCUUUAUUAAUAUUAUUCGAUGUUGGUCUCCUAACUUUGACCCAAUAUAUUUUAUUAGAUCCAUUAUUGCUAUGCUUUAUGAUGGGUUCAGUACUUGGUAUGGUAAAAGUUUCAUCAAAAACUCAAUCUGGGGACGUCUUCCAAUGGAAUUGGUGGGGUUGGUUAUUAUUUACUGGCACAAUGUUAGCAUUGUGUAUUUCAGUGAAAUUUGUUGGUUUAUUUGUAAUUUUAUUAGUUGGAUUAUUUACAAUAUCGGAUUUAUGGCGUGAUUUUGGCGAUUUAUCAAAACCAGUGAUAUUUACUGUAAAACAAUUAUUUGCUCGAGCUUUAUGUUUGAUAAUUUGGCCAGCAUUAGUAUAUAUGUUAAUAUUCUAUAUUCACCUGAGAGUUUUAAAUAAAAGUGGUAAUGGAGAUGGUUUCUAUAGUUCAGCAUUUCAAUCACAGUUAGAAGGUAAUGGCUUGCACGGAAGUAGUAUGCCGUUAUAUGUUGGUUACGGAGCUGUUGUAACAAUUAAAAAUCAACGUACUGGAGGGGGCUAUUUACAUUCACAUCCACAUUUAUAUCCAGCAGGGGUUGGAGCACGCCAGCAACAGAUAACAACGUAUACUCAUAAAGAUGAUAACAACAAAUGGUUGAUUAAAAAAUAUAAUACAGAUACUUUGAGUGAUGAUGUUGAAUUAGUGAAGAAUGGUGAUUUAGUUCGUCUAGAACAUGUGACAACAAAACGUAAUUUGCAUUCACAUCGACUUCCUGCUCCCUUAACAAAAAAAUUUUAUCAAGUUACUGGAUAUGGUGAGGCUGGUAUUGGUGACGCAAACGAUGUAUGGAAAAUUAUAGUUGAUGGCGAAAAAGGCGAUGAUGGGAAAAUUUAUACAGUUAAAUCAAAAAUACAUUUUGUGCAUUAUUUAUUAGCUUGUGCCUUAACUGUUAGUGGGAAACAAUUACCAAAAUGGGGUUACGAACAACAAGAAGUUGCAUGUAAUCCAAAUUUGCGGGAUCCAAGUGCUGUAUGGAAUGUUGAAGAGAAUAUUUUUCCAAAAUUACCAAAUGUUAGCUUUAGUGUGUAUGCGCCGAGUUUUCUCGAACGUUUCAUCGAAUCGCAUGCAGUUAUGUUUCAAGGUAACGCUGGAUUAAAACCCAAAGAAGGUGAAGUUACAUCCCGUCCAUGGCAAUGGCCAAUUAAUUACAGGGGUCAAUUUUUUUCGGGGUCAUCACACCGUGUAUACUUAUUGGGUAAUCCAAUAAUAUGGUGGGGAAAUUUAAUAUUUUUGACAUUGUUCUUAAUCAUUUUCAUUAUAAAUAUUGUUAAAGAACAACGGAGAAAACAUCAAAAUAAUAACAAAGUUUUAACAUCAAAACCGAAGUUAAUGACUGCUGUAUGGCUCUUUGUGGGAUGGAUAUUACAUUAUGUGCCAUUUUGGGCAAUGGGUCGUGUUCUAUAUUUUCAUCACUAUUUUCCGGCUUUAUUAUUUAGUUCAAUGCUAACAGGUGUUAUGUUAGAUUACAUAAUUAGUGGAAUUAUUGAUUUAAUACCAAAUGAUUACAAAUAUCUAAUAAAUCAUACAAUAAAAGGUAGUUUAGUGGCAGCAUUAUCAUAUAGUUUUAUUAUAUUUUCACCAUUAUCGUAUGGUAUGAAUGGUCCCACGGCAUCCGAAACAAAUUCAAGUAUGCACCGACUUAAAUGGCUUGAUACAUGGGAAUUUUAA